GUUACUGCUGACGUUUGUCGUUGAACCAGUACAUAUUGCUUAGCUAAGUUUAGAUUUUGUGAUUUUUUUUUUUCUCCUUUCUUUGUGAUUAGUAGCCAUGGGUAUCUCUCUUUCUCACGGUCUGACUUUAUUGGUUUCAUUGUAGUGCUUGUGCACUGGUUGUCUGAGUUUUUGUGGUCAUGGUGCUCAUACCAUCACAGACUGAGUGUAUGAAAGGAGGCUUCCUGUCUUUAACACAGUAUAGAGAGUCUGGUGUUCUCCUUUUGAGCAUUUGAUAGAACUUUCAGCAGUCUAUACAGUAUGAGUUUCACAUACUGAAACUCUGUGUGGGACAGAUGAAUGGAAUUACUGCAGCUCUCUCUAGUUCUACACAGUGAAACCUCUCCUCUCUGCUCUGGCUGUAGAGUACGUGCCAAGUACUUAUUUAGUUCGCAUCUAGCCGACUUGCCAGGGGACACCUUUUGUACAGCCCUGAGCCGUUGCCUAUUGAAGAGUGUGCGCUUAGGUUUGCUUUUGGCCACUGUGGAAGAGCACAGAAGCUGAAGGAUUAAAAACGAGCUCCAGAUAUUUUGAUGCUGUAGGCGCCGGGAGGGUCAUCGGACACGGCCAGUUUGUAGUUUCUAGGGCGAUGGUAACAAAGCGUGUUUGGCCCCUGGAAUGCCAGUGAAGUGUGUGUGUGUGUGUGUGUGUGUGUGAGACAGACUAAAGGAGAGUGAAUGAUCAGAGCUUGCCAGCUCUGAUAACAAGAGCUUGGUGGUGAGCGGUAAGCUAAGGUCUGGCCGGUCUCAGCCGUGGAGCUACCAGGAGAAUGCUGCAGCCUGGCUGGAAUGUCUGCACUGUUGUGUUUUUUGCUCGGAUCAAAGGAGCGCAAUGCGCUGGAUUAGGAAACGAUCUUACUUCGGAGAAGAGCCUGAAGUCUCCAGCCAGUUCCCUCAGUUCCUUCGCUGAACGAACAGUGGUCUUGUGCCACUGUUUGCUGCCUGUGGACAAAUGUGGAGAGGAAUUAAGAACAGAUGCCCUGAUUGGCAAGAGGAGGUUCGGCAGAACACUGUCCGAUGGAAGAAGAGGUUCUCCUUCGUAUGCAAGAUGAGCGCCAACCCCAAUACCGGCAUCCUGGACCCCUGCAUCUGCAGAGUCUCUGUACGGAAGGAACUCAAGGGGGGAAAAGCAUAUUCAAAGGGUUUUGGGAGAAGCUCUGUUUCAGCACAUUUCUUGAGUAUUGGUGCUCUUCUCAGCUGGGCUUUGCUGAUCUGAACAUGGCGGAGUUUGCAGGCUCGGGCUCCACCGUACGCUGCAGCCUGCUGGAAGGCUACAACACCAAGAACACCCGACAGGACAACUCCAUCUUAAAGGUGACCAUUGGGAUGACCCUCUUAUCUGCAGACCCAUGUUUUAAAACUCCUCCCAAUACUGCCAGGUCCAUUUCUGUGCCUGGUCGUGAGCCCUCUCUUCAGCUGGACUGUAAAGGAGAGGGUACAGAUAUGGCGGCUACACCACGGCUAACCAAACCAAAGAUGUCCAUUUUCAGCUCGGGUCUGACAGAGGAGGGGGACCAGAGUCGGUCUAGCCCAGACGAAUCCUUCCACAACGGACAUUCACGCAACUCCAGUUACGCCAGUCAACAAAGCAAGCUGUCAGGUUACAGCACAGAACAUUCUUGCUCGUCCAGCCUGUCGGAUCUGACCCACUGCAGGAACACCUCCACGGGCAGCAGCGCGAGUGGAGAUGCCCCGUCGGAGAGCGACAGUCGCCCCGAGAGGCCCCAGCGACCCCCUCGCCCUCUGCUCCCCUCCAUCAGAGCCCCGAGAAGGAAGCAGGACUCGGUGGAGAGCCAGCCCACCUGGGUCAACGACACGCGCAUCGACGCCGAUGACAUCGUGGAGAAGAUAGUUCAGAGUCAGAACUUUGCUGACAUCAGUAACAAUGAAGACAGCAAUCUGAGACUAUUUGUCAGUAGAGAUGGGACUACAGCAUUAAGUGGAAUUCAGCUGGGAAACAGGGUCUCUGCUGGUGUGUAUGAACCAGUGGUGAUUGAAAGCCACUAGAAGCGCGAGGGCUGGACGUCCUGCUUCAGGUCCAUUUCCUGCGCCACUAAAGACCUGAGGCAAACAUGGACUCCUGACUCUUGACUUUUGUUUGUUUAUUUUGCCGUUCUGCACUACUGGAAGAUGUGUGCCCGUGUAAGACCUUCCACGGCUCACAGAUGAAUCCCAGCCGCGGCUUUAGUUGGCCUGUUGCCUGCGUGUGUAAGGUCCCCACCUCCAUUUUCAUAAUUGCUUUGACACUAUUGCACAAGAAAGAGUUUGAAGGGGGCUGUGGAACUUGACACCAUCACUACAACAUUGAAACCAAACUUGUUCUUUAAACGUGUAAGCCACUACCACUGAUGAGGUUCGAGAUCUGUGGCUCUGUCAUUUUCUGUGUGUGUGUGUGUGUGUGUGUGUGUUAAAGCCCACAUCUUUAUGCACUGUAUGUAACUGUGGUAGGGUUUUAAUAUCAGAAUUGAAUCUUGAGUGUGUUCCACAGCUGUAAAUGGCUUACAUUUUGAAAAUUGUCGAGGUUUGUUAUCUUUUUACGUUUCUAUGGAAUAAGUUACCCCGACCCCAACACCAGCUGGAGCAGACACACCCUGCAGUGUGUGCCGAGGCUGUCUUGGUCAUAAACACUAAAUCACAAUUCUUACCAUGAAGCAGUUUGUUUAUUUGGAAUUGGCUUUUGGCAGUAUUCCUGGAGUACCAGCUGGCCUGAGUACUGUGAGAGGACAAACAGUGGCCUGAAGUCAGUGAAACAGAGGGUCUCCUAUCUGUCUCAGAUCAGAGCACAUGUGUCUUCUGUUGUUGCUUCUGAACUGGCAUUGUAUAGAAGAACUUUAGUGUUAUGCCUUGAAAUGAGUGCUAACGUACAUCAAUGCAUAGAAUUCAUAGGAGGUUUAUGCUUAGUAAACAUCUGUGCUGUUGAUGCUUAAAUGUGCCAUGUUGAGUUUAACAACAAAACCCAUUGGCAGGAUAUUACUGUGCAUAGCUCCUUGUCCUGCGUGAACUGCACUUUACAUCAAACACAUUUUCAAUAACAGACGAGCGAUAGGGUGACGCAUUAGACUUUCUGAGCUAUUUCAUUAGAUAUCGAGUACUCCUUAAAUGUUCUUUAAAAGCAGCAAGUGGCUGGUCCAGUCAGACUGCUGUUAGAGGACUACAGACACAUUUGAAAAAAGUUAGCGUUCUUUGACCUCUUUUGUCAUUUAAUGUGGGGUAAAAGACUGACGCUGGGUCUUUGUCUAUAAAACACUAUAUAGUAGGUCUAAUUACAUCUAUACACUAUGCAGCACUUUUGUAUUAUUUUCAGACUGAGCAAGCUCUCGAUCAUUUAACUCUCACCUAGCUUUUAAACCCGAUUCCAUUUCCAUUUCAAACCAGCUGGCUGGUUCUAUAGUUCCACAGACACUAAAAAGCCAUUUUUGGGUUUGACCUCAUCGUGAACAGUAGUACAUUUUGAAGGUUUAUGUGAGCUGUUUUAAGGUCCAGUGUGUUUGUGUUUUGAAAACUGUGACUUGCUUCUCAUAGUAUAUGGUGCUGUUAUUAUGGACUGACAGCUUUGGGAGUUCUCUUGAUUGUUCAUCUUGUAGUUUAUUUUAAGGUAGGUGUCUUCAGUAAGCACUUCAGUCAUAUAGUGAUACUGGAAGUAAUUCAUAUAACAUCACAUUGUAAGUUUCUCUGUUUUAUUACAAAUGGAUGGACCUGGCCUUCUGUCCUGUUGUCGUCAGUUAGGAUGUGUGAACACUGAGGCAUGUCUUUAACACUAGCUUUCUUUGUUAUAAGGUAUCUUUUCUGGAUGCUAAGUCUAAUGCUAACUAUUCAUAAUGGAAGAUCUUUAGUUGCAGUGUUGUUUGGUCCAGGACUUGGUUUUAGCCUGAAAAACUGGCUCAGAGAACACUAAUCAUUUGGGAACAUUGGAGUCUACAACAUUAGAGAACAUUUGGGUUUACGCUGGACUCCUAUGGUGAAAUGAUAUUCAUUUACACAGCACUAUGCACAAAUUGUUUUUGGUUUUUUUUAAAGAUUUUUAUUCAUUUGAACUCUGGUCUGGAAUGGGUUUAGAGCCAUGCAUGACCACAGCAUAUUUCCAACACAUAAGCUAACAUUUCUGCAACCUGUGUUAAUAAAAGAUGCAUAACUCGAAAGAUUUCUAUCACAUGUAUUUCUAUAUAGCUAUUUUUGUGAAUCUCCCAAAUGUUUUUCAUCAAUAAAGUGAAAUCCUUUUCCCAGCA
Electrophorus electricus (electric eel) is the source of this 4264-nucleotide messenger RNA. Lineage: Eukaryota; Metazoa; Chordata; Actinopteri; Gymnotiformes; Gymnotidae. The record is from RefSeq and is a predicted model, not a curated record.